Messenger RNA from Brachypodium distachyon (stiff brome), 1351 nucleotides. RefSeq names its product trihelix transcription factor GT-3b. Lineage: Eukaryota; Viridiplantae; Streptophyta; Magnoliopsida; Poales; Poaceae. The record is from RefSeq and is a predicted model, not a curated record. The coding region runs from base 276 to 1106 and encodes 276 amino acids. The transcript is spliced from 2 exons.
CGUGGAAAUAAGUUGCAGGUGGACGGACAGCUAGUGUGAACGCGAGAGCGAGCCCCUGUUCUUCUGAGCCGAGCGGCGUGUGAAUGGGCAGAAAAGUAAUGGCAGGCAGCUGCAGCAGCAGGCAGGAGGCUGCGGCGAGAAGAAAAGCGAGGCCAGAAGGUCGCGUCCCAGAGCAAGCAAGCGGGCAAAUCAAAGCGAGAAAGGAGAGCCCGCACCGCCGCGCGUCACGGGCGUAUCAUCAGGGAUCGCUGUAGCUACAGGGCGGAGGCGGCGGGAUGAUGGAGGCGGGCGUAGGAGGAGGAGGGUUUAGGGACGAGAGGGUGCCGCCGUGGGGCACGCAGGAGACGCGCGAGCUGAUCGCGGCGCGCGGGGAGCUGGAGCGGGAGGCCGCUGCUGCUUCCGCCGGCGCCGCCGCGAGCCGUAGCGCCAAGACGCUCUGGGAGGCGGUGGCGGCCAGGCUCCGGGCGCGCGGGUACCGCCGCACCGCCGACCAGUGCAAGUGCAAGUGGAAGAACCUCGUCAACCGCUACAAGGGGAAAGAAACAUCUAAUCCGGAAAAUGGUAGACAGUGUCCCUUCUUUGAAGAAUUACAUGCAGUCUUCACUGAACGUGCUAGAAAUAUGCAACGGGAACUCCUUCAGUCUGAAUCAGGGGCUUCAGUUAAAAUGAAACUAAAGCGAACCAGUGAUGACCGGUCAUCCGGGGAGUCUGAUGAUGAGGAAGAUGAAGUUGAAGUAAGCGAGGAUGAGAAACCCAUGCGAAGCAGAAAGCGGAAGGCUGGUGAUAAGGGGCAGCAAUUACGACGAACAGUGGAAAAUUCAAAUACGGGCAGGUCAAGCAUCCGUGACCUGUUGCAUGAUUUCCUGGUUCAACAACAACACAUGGAUAUCCAGUGGCGUGAGGUGAUGGAGCGACGUGCCCAGGAACGGCUCGUUUUCGAACAAGAAUGGAGGCGGUCGAUGCAGAAGCUGGAGCAGGAGAGGCUGAUGUUGGAGCACUCAUGGAUGGAACGAGAGGAACAGCGGAGGAUGAGAGAAGAAGCAAGAGCUCAGAAAAGGGAUUCCCUCCUGACCACCCUACUGAACAAACUCUUACAAGAUCUAUAGAAGGUGAAGCUGCUUCACCAAUGGAUAGAUAAUGUAGUAGAUAGCAUUCUUACGAUGUUUCAUCGAUUCUUUUUAGCUCUUGCACAAUUUGUCCAAAAGAAAAUGUUUCUUGUAGCAUAUUAGCAAGGGCUAUUUCCAAUUCUUUAGUGGUGUAAUCUUGAUGAACUAUUUUACUAGGGAUGUAACAGAUGUCUGAUAGGUGGUCUACUGAUCUGGAACAAUUGAAUCACGAUUCGCAUAGCUUA